Messenger RNA from Moesziomyces antarcticus, 1818 nucleotides. RefSeq lists its product as uncharacterized. The coding region runs from base 1 to 1818 and encodes 605 amino acids. NCBI's taxonomy places the organism in Eukaryota, Fungi, Basidiomycota, Ustilaginomycetes, Ustilaginales, Ustilaginaceae. The transcript has a single exon. Gene Ontology annotation, molecular function: DNA replication origin binding; single-stranded DNA binding. Gene Ontology annotation, biological process: mitotic DNA replication preinitiation complex assembly; DNA replication; DNA replication initiation. Gene Ontology annotation, cellular component: DNA replication preinitiation complex. The record is from RefSeq and is a predicted model, not a curated record.
AUGGAGCACAUCCUGCGGCGCGAGCUCAAGAUAUGGCAGCGCGCCUUCAAGCAGCGCCAUGGUCGCGACCCCACCAAGCGCGACAUCCUUGCCGAUGACAGCAUCUCGGGCACCUACGAGACCUGGCAGGCCGUAGGCGGCGAUACCACCGCCAAACCGCGGUCCAGCAAGCGAUCGGAGCCAUCGAGUACCAAAGCGACCAGCUCCAAGAACACGCUCGAUGACAAUGUGGUCAGGACACCGUCGAAGCGUAGAGUCACGGCGCAGGCGGGCGCGUCGCCAUCCAAGAAUCCGUUCCGCACACCGACGAAGCGCUCGUCGCCCAGCCAGAAGGAGAACCUUCCUCGGCAGAACCCGUUCGCGACGCCGUCUCGACGCGCCGCCGCAUCCGUACCGGCGAGUCCUGCUGGAUCGGUGGUGGAUGUCGAGAUGACGCCGAAGCGGUCGCCGCUGCUGACGGCGUCGCAGCGCGCGCACGCCUUUACGCCGUCCAAAUCGUCGCUCCGCGUAGCCUCGCAGCAGCAGCAGUACGUGACGGCCUCGCCAAGUAAGCUGCGCACGGCGGUAGCGGCUGCAUCGCGACUCACGCCCACCAAGCCUGUACGCACCGACGGCGAUGCGGCGCUGAGGAACGCCCUGGUCGCCUACACGCCGCGCACAAAGGCACGCAAGAGGUUGAGGGGGGAAGAUGUGCCGCCCACCCCGGCGCGGGCAGGUGGGCGCGCGGGGACGGAUCCACGACCAGCACAGCGCGGACUCGCCGCAUUCGGGUUGGCAACGCAGCGCAAGCCUCCGACCAUGCCUGCUCCAGCCUCGGCAUUUCCAUUGCGCACAGUCGUGCCGGCACAGAUGUCCGAUGAUGAAGAUGUGUUGGACGCUUCGCCCGUCAAGGCUGUGGCACGCAGGGGAAGCGGCAAGCCCGGUUUCCGCCCGCUGUUCGCCUCGCCCUCCAGCCACGCACCCGUCGACAUCCUCGCACCAUCGACCAGUGGUUGCACGGGAGAUGCAGACGAGGACGCGGUGAUGCACGAUGCCGGUCCAGCAGGCGGAAUAUUCGGCGCCGAAGUUCAGCGUCGUCGUCGACUUCGCGAGCUCUCUCCCGCUGCGUCCAAGAAGCCCAAGACGCGAUCGGCGCCCAUCCUGCCCUCGAGCGAUUGCGACGACGACCUCGGUGCAUCGUCGAGCCCUGUGCGUAGGGGCGAGUCAUCGCCACACACGGAAAUCACGCUUCCCAGCAGCGUCCCGCGCCCCUCUUCGCGCAAGCAAGUUGCGAGCAGUAGUCCGGCUGGCGGUGUCGGGUGGCGACAAACACGCGAGGUGGAGUUAUCCGACGACGACGCCUCCCCCCGCAAGAGUAGCAGCGGGGGUAGGAAGAUCUCGAUCCAACCGUACCGGCUGUACGGUCGAUGCACGCAGCCUGCACCCCAGCUUGGCGAGGACGACGAUGACGCAUACGCAAUGUUCAACACGCUCCAAACAACCUCGGCUUUGGUCACUGCAUCCACGCCGGAACCAGAACCAAACACCGCCCUUGCAGGUCUCCACCUCUCACCCGUCCACCUCCCUUCCUCCAAAGACACAAACAAACGUCUGCUGGAUAACAUCUUCCACCCAACCUCGUCUGCACCCAAACAUCCCACCCUCAACCCACACGCCCGAUUCCAUCUCCACCAACCCGACCUCCCGUCACCUACCGACGACGAUGACGACGACGCGGAUCCCACAGCCAACUUGCAGGACGACGACGAUUGGCUCCAGGAAGUCGACGCCGACUACACCUUCCUCGACACCGAGAUCCAGCUCAACGACAUUGCUUAA